Frankliniella occidentalis (western flower thrips) is the source of this 1699-nucleotide messenger RNA. Its product is annotated as coiled-coil domain-containing protein 112-like. The record is from RefSeq and is a predicted model, not a curated record. The transcript has 11 exons. Lineage: Eukaryota; Metazoa; Arthropoda; Insecta; Thysanoptera; Thripidae. Bases 173 to 1558 code for a protein of 461 amino acids.
CGAACCCCGAGGCGUCAUGUUGUCAUGGUUGGCUGGUCACCCUUCCUGCCGAUGCCCCCCUCCACCGCGCUGUGCUGCUGAACAAACUGAUGUAGUGGCGUUAAGUAGAGUAGUGCCAAGAGGCUGAACAGAGUUUCUUUUCUUAUUUCAAUAUAGUUAUUCUUAUUUUACCAUGAAGCCAAAUCAAGUGCAGAGGGUUGAAACAAACUUGACAGUACAGCAAGAAGUCUUUGAACGAGCUUACUCAUCACUCCUAUGUGGAUUAAAAUAUGUUGACAAAAAGUGCAUAGAAAGUCUCAAAAGUGUUCACUCUGAAUCAGAGGUAGAAAGGAAAAGGGAAGCACAAAACCUAAAAAAGUCAUUAUUAGCUAUUGUAAUGGUAAUCCAAAAGUUGAAACACAAUAUCAAAAAUGAGCAUUUCAUUGAAAAUCAUGAUACUGAGUACUUUAGAGGUCAACUGACAAGCAUUGAGGAAAAUGUAACAUCAUUCAAGGGCCUCUUGGUAGAGCAAAUACAGGUUCUUAAAGAAGAAGAAAAGGACCUGCAACAUUCGAUUGAUUCACUUCACCAGCGUUUAAAUGAGAUGUCAAACACAACAACAACUCAGUCUGAAAACUCCUAUUCUACUGCAGUUCGAGUCAAAGCUAAGUCCCGUGUGUGCACACAAACAAAUGAUAGUGUGCAUCCCGAUGUGCAUGAGUUUCACCAAUUUUUGCAAAACAAUGGGGGUCACAAUGGAGGAUGGGACACAAAGGAUCAUUUGCUUUUCACACGUUUUUUGCAGAAGUACAAAGGCUUAGACCAAAUGACAACAGCUCUUUUAGAUUUCAUGCCAGACAAGACUCCAGAGGAAAUAGCUCAGCAUGAAACCUGGUACCAUGACUAUUUGACUCUGAAAGAUGCUCAGCGUAGGGCGCUGAAAGAGUGGCGAGAUAAACAAGCUUCUCAUAAGAAAAAAUGUGACGUGAUUGAAGAUACUUCAGAUUACGCAGAAACCUCAGCUGCUCAAAACUUUCAAGCCCCAAUCCAACGCGAUCCUUCAAUUAAAGAGAAAAUUAAGAAGUGGAAGGAAAAGCAGGAAAAAUUGCGUGAGGAACAAAUACGAGAUCUUCAAGAAAAGAAAAAACAAGAAGAUGAGUUAUGGAGGAAAAAAGUUGCCUAUUUUGAGCAGCAGCGCAAAAUGAUUGAUAUGAAACAUAAAGAGCAGCGGAAAAUGAUAAAUAAGGAAAAAUCUACAGAACCAGAUGGAGUGCAUAUAGUUACAAAACACAUACCUCUAAAAGAGCUUUGGGAACAAGACAAAUUAUAUAUGUUAAGAAGACAGUCUCGCAUGCAAAGAUUUUCUGCAAUUUCUCGUGAGCGUUGCACCUCACAAACAAAAGUCCAUGCAGAAAGGGAUCCUGCACGCCUACUACGACCAACUGCUGUAUGGAAGAAUAGGGUCCGCCGUAGUUUGUCAGAAGACGGAAGUAAAAAAUUUCAAGGCAACCAGAUGUCUCUGUAUAUUGCAGAUGUGCCUCGAUUGGCAAUACCCAAAUGGAGAGAAGGUUUGGUAUAGUUUGAAUGGAUACUCCUAAGUUCAUUUUUUAUUUAUGUAAAAAAUACAUAUAUGUGCUCCCAAGACAAAAGAUAAAAAAAUUAUCUCAGUAAAAAAAUAAAUUAUCUGUACAAGUGCUGAUGUACUGCGUCACUAGAAAAC